Drosophila teissieri is the source of this 798-nucleotide messenger RNA. RefSeq names its product glutathione S-transferase 1-1 (gene GstD9). Lineage: Eukaryota; Metazoa; Arthropoda; Insecta; Diptera; Drosophilidae. The record is from RefSeq and is a predicted model, not a curated record. The coding region runs from base 63 to 719 and encodes 218 amino acids. The transcript has 2 exons. Gene Ontology annotation, biological process: glutathione metabolic process. Gene Ontology annotation, molecular function: glutathione transferase activity.
GUGAAGGGACGCAGCCGGAGGCUUCACAUAAAAAAAGCUUGGAAAUAACCCAGCGUAUAAUCAUGUUGGACUUCUACUACAUGCUCUACUCGGCACCUUGCCGUUCGAUCCUGAUGAGUGCCCGUGCCCUGGGACUGGAGCUGAACAAGAAGCAGGUCGAUCUGGAUGCCGGCGACCAUCUGAAGCCGGAGUUCGUGAAGAUCAAUCCUCAGCAUACGAUUCCCACGCUGGUGGACGAUGGGUUCGCCAUCUGGGAGUCGAGGGCUAUACUGAUUUAUCUGGGCGAGAAGUACGACAAGGAUGGCUCCCUGUAUCCCAAGGAUCCCCAGGAGAGGGCUGUCGUCAACCAGCGCUUGUUCUUCGACCUAAGCACUCUGUAUCAGAGCUACGUGUACUACUACUAUCCCCAGUUGUUCGAGGAUGUGAAGAAGCCGGCUGAUCCCGAGAACAUCAAGAGGAUCGAUGCAGCCUUCGAUAUGUUCAAUACUCUGCUGAAGGGCCAGGAGUACGCCGCUCUGAACAAGUUAACUCUGGCCGACUUCGCCCUCCUGGCCACCGUUUCCACGUUCGAAAUAUCGGAAUAUGAUUUUGGUAAAUAUCCGGAAGUGGUCAGGUGGUACGAGAAUGCCAAGAAAGUGAUACCCGGCUGGGAGGAGAACUGGGAGGGCUGCGAGUACUACAAGAAGUUGUAUCUGGGUGCGAUUUUGAACAAACAAUGACUGGGCUGUAAUAAAUAAUCUAAUCUGUAUCGGUCUGUUUGAAUAAAGAGUGAGUGACUUUAAGAGUAUAAUGAAUAAA